Messenger RNA from Pygocentrus nattereri (red-bellied piranha), 960 nucleotides. RefSeq names its product trace amine-associated receptor 1-like. Gene Ontology annotation, molecular function: trace-amine receptor activity. The coding region runs from base 1 to 960 and encodes 319 amino acids. Gene Ontology annotation, cellular component: membrane. The record is from RefSeq and is a predicted model, not a curated record. Lineage: Eukaryota; Metazoa; Chordata; Actinopteri; Characiformes; Serrasalmidae. Gene Ontology annotation, biological process: G protein-coupled receptor signaling pathway. The transcript has 3 exons.
AUGGCCAAAUUGAGGGACGAAGAGAUGCACCUACUAGAGAAUGAGCUAAUGUCAAAAUUUGAAAAUUCAUGUCAGAAGUUUUUCUAUCCACUGGCUGUGAGAUUUGUAAUAUAUCUCAUUCUUGGUGUUAUUGUUCUUCUUACAGUACUUGGAAAUCUUGUGGUGAUCAUAGCCAUAACUCAUUUUAAACAGCUGCACACACCAACUAACUACCUCACUCUCUCUCUGGCUGUAGCUGACCUGCUUGUAGGAGGGAUUGUGAUGCCCCCUUGCAUGAUACGCACCAUGGAGACUUGCUGGUAUUUUGGGACUACGUUCUAUAGAUAUUAUGCAGUAUGUCACCCCUUGCUGUACCACAGUAAAAUGACUCCUCUUACCACUCUGUUCAUGAUCGCUGUUUGUUGGAGUGUUUCUGCUGCUGUGGGAUUUGGGGUGAUUUUUCUAGAGUUCAGUAAUCUUGGCCUUAAUGCUCACAGUGAUAUUAUAUGUGAGAGUGGAUGUAUGGUGCUUCUAGGACCCAUAACAGCUUUGAUUUUGUCAGUGUUCUCUUUGUACAUCCCUACCGUUGUCAUGCUAAGCAUAUAUUUCAAAAUCUAUCUUGUAGCACAGAGACAGUCACGUUCAAUACACAGUACACUUUCUCAAACGAAUACCUCUAAAGGGCAGUCAAGCAUUAGUAAGGCAGAGAGAAAAGCCACCAAAACUUUAGCCAUUGUUAUGGGAGCAUAUCUAGCGUCUUGGGCACCACUUUUAAUCUAUAGCAUUGCUGAAAUGAAUCAUGGUUUAAGUAGCCCACUGCAGUGGUUUGAUUUCUUUGGCUGGAUUGGUUUUUCAAAUUCAGCAUGCAAUCCCAUUGUGUAUGCUUUCUUUUAUGCAUGGUUUAGAAAGGCCCUCAAAGUCAUUCUAUAUGGCAAAAUAUUUAGACAUAAUUCAUCAAAAACAAAGUUGUUUUCAGAAUAG